Molecule: messenger RNA, 282 nt
Organism: Prunus armeniaca (apricot)
Lineage: Eukaryota; Viridiplantae; Streptophyta; Magnoliopsida; Rosales; Rosaceae
Source: the annotation of a GenBank genome assembly
AUGUCAGAGACCGAAUCAAACUAUAGUGAUAGCCCAAGAGCAUUUGAGGGAGAAUCGGUAUCAGAAAGCUCGACUGCAGGGCUUGGUAGUGCCGAUUCUGAAGGAGCCGAGGGGGUAAGGGGUGCAGAGGUGUCUACCAAUUCGGGAAGCACUUCGAGUGUCGAGGUGGUUGAGGUUAAUAACUCUCAGCCAUCGACAUCUGGUCUUCGAGUCGGGGCGACCGAGGCUGAUGCGUCAAUUGCGGAUCCCAAGGAAGGCGUGCUGACUAUGGUUACUGGCUGA